Molecule: messenger RNA, 1866 nt
Organism: Candidula unifasciata
Lineage: Eukaryota; Metazoa; Mollusca; Gastropoda; Stylommatophora; Geomitridae
Source: the annotation of a GenBank genome assembly
AUGCUUGGUACACUGAUUGUUCAUCAGCAGAGGAAAAAACGUAGGACUGCAGACAGCAUGGCUGAGGGCGGGGAGAUGGCCAGUGGCUCAACAGGGGAUGUGUUUCGCAUGGAGGAGAGGCCCGAGCAUGGCAUGAAGGUGUUGCAGGGUCUGAACAAGCUCAAGCAGGACGGAGUCCUUUGUGAUGUAACACUUAUUGCAGAAGGUACCAGGUUCAACUGUCAUAGGGUGAUCCUGGUCUCUUGUUCAGACUACUUCCUGUCCAUGUUCACGAGCGGCAUGCGAGAGUGCAAUCAAAAGGAGAUUGAGCUGAAGGGAAUCACCGCCAAGGGGCUGGAGAAAGUCAUUGAGGUGGUGUACACAUCCACCACAACAUUAGAAGGGGAUGACAUCUUUGAUGUUAUUGCAGCUGCCACACAUCUGCAAGUGACUCCUGUGAUAGAGUUUUGUGAGAGAAAUUUCCUCAGUGGCAUGAACACUAGUAAUUUCUAUGACUUCAUUAAUACUGCAAAGUUGUACAGUAUGCACAAUGCUUUAAAACAGAUAGACGUGUUCAUUGCCCGGAAUUUGAUGCAGAUUGCCAAAGAGAACACCCUGAAUCUGCUGACCUACGAGCAGAUGGUGAGUUGUUUAAACAGUGAUAAGCUGUGCUUCCGAGAGAUGGAUAUAUUCCACAUCACCUGGGAGUGGUUGAGGAUGGAUCCCAAACGGCUCUGUCAUGCCCCCUCCUUGAUGAAACUAAUCCGGUUCCCCCUGAUUAAUCCUGCUGAUUUAGUCCACCAGGUUCAGAGUGUGGAUCUGAUGAUGUCCAAUCCAGAGCUGCGACAGAUGGUGUUGUCUGCACUUAACUACCAUGUGGUACCACACUCUCAGCCAUUACUCAACACUGCAUCAACACGUCUCCGGUCGUUUGUAGAAAGACUGGUUAGUGUCGGAGGCCGUGAGAUUCAUCCAAAUCCAUGUCUCCAUGACGAACUUUUGGUGUUUGACUCCAAAAUAACCUCGAGCAGUCUGUUAAACCGGCAAGAAAUUGCAACACUGCCGAGUGCACUUAGCCACAUGCAAGUGUUGGUCUAUAACAACUUUCUGUAUGUGUUAGGUGGCUGUACCACACAGUGUGCUCACGGGGAGUCAGCAGUCAACUCUGUGCUCCGCUACGAUUCUCGCUUUGACACCUGGUUCCAGGUGUGCCCCAUGCUCAACAAGAGAGCAUAUUUCUUUGCAGGAGCUUUAAACAAUAAAAUUUAUUCUGUUGGUGGAAAGUUUAAAGAUGGAAGCUUGGCAACAGCCGAAUGUUAUGACCCAGCAGAGAAUACAUGGGAGCUGAUAUCUUCAAUGCCUAUGUCUUACCAUGCUCAUGCUGGUGCUACUUACGGAAGUUACAUUUUCAUCUCUGGGGGAUACUCAGGUAACCAUUUCACACCUGAUAUGCAACGCUAUGACCCGAAUACAAAUGCAUGGGAGGAUAUGGCCCCCAUGUUGACACCUCGAGGCUGGCACGUCAUGUGUGCUAGCCACGAUAAACUGUUUGUCUUCGGAGGCUGUAACUUGAACGUCAACCAACAAGCACAGCCGGUUAUGCAGUCUGAGUGUUACGAUCCUUCCACUGACCAGUGGACAAUUGUGGCUCCCCUGUCCAUCUCUCACAAGGAAGCUUCGUGUGUGGUCUAUCGGGACAAUAUUUACGUACUGGGUGGGUAUAAUGUACAGACCAAGACAGGACAGAAGUUAGUUAGCAAGUAUGAUGUGUUCACUGGUAUAUGGGAAACUGUAGGCGCUCUUCCUCGCAGUCUAACUGGAGUAGGCUACUGCACAAUCAGACUUCCAUCCUAUGAUCCAGAAGAGUUACAAGCAGAGGCUGAAUAA